Messenger RNA from Aureobasidium vineae, 1179 nucleotides. Lineage: Eukaryota; Fungi; Ascomycota; Dothideomycetes; Dothideales; Saccotheciaceae. The record is from the annotation of a GenBank genome assembly.
AUGCACGGAGAAGUGCUCCAUCACCUGGUCCGCCGUGGCUACGAAGCCAUGAGCACCACCGAGUCUCGCCAGAAGAUCACGGCUGAAGUCAGCGGAAUCGAGAUGCUUCCUAUCAUCCUCACUGUCGCUCUCUUUGCCUUUAUUCUGGCUUCGGUACGUAGCAUGAGAUUCGAGUAUGGUCGACUUGUUACUAACAUGAUAACANNGGUCAGAUACACACUCGGAGGUGUUGUUGCCAGCCUGGCCAUGAUCGAGGACCGCCAAACCACUGUCGUCGAGACGCGCACACUCGCCGUUGAUGAGAAGGAGGACCCUGAUGCUCCCCUGGACAAGGCUCGCUUGAUUGACGAGGAGGUCAUGGUCAUCAACCAGACUCCCCUGACUGCCAGCAUCCGCAACACUCUCAAGCACCUGACCUCGAUUGGAGGCUUCAGAGCUCGCUGGAGAGGUCUCGGUGCCGCUCUCAUGUACAACCUUGUCCACUCAUUGACCGUCAACUUCAUUGCCAUGUUCGUUGCCGCCUUUACUGGCCUGCCUGUUGUUGGUCGCAUCUUGGCCAACAUUGCCGCCAACGUCCUGUGCGCCCGUAUCCACAUGGUCUGGACCCACGCCGUCAUCUCCGAGCCUUCAUCCUUGACCUGGUCCCAGCGUCUCUCCCAGACCGACAGAAACAUGUGGCGUGCUCUGGUUCUGCCCUCCUUCGUCCACUCCAUCGCCCAGCUUGCCACCUACGGCCUGCCCGUUGCCAUGUUCCUCUUCGUCGGUCCUGAGAUCACCAAUGACACGGACAACGAGCACUUGCUCGCCAGAGGUGCCAUGUCUCUGGUCGCCUUCGUCAUGCUCAACGUUCUUAUCCUGCUUCCUGCUACCGUGACUCGUACCCGUAUUGAGGCCAGCUUCUUGCCUGAGGACACUAACACUAUCGUCCCCUUCGACCGCACCUUCAACGGUGCCACCAACAUGCUUGCCCUGGACAGCCGUGCUGGCCGCAAGAGCCUCUUCAUCGAGGCCUGGCGCUCAUUCGACAUGGCCAGCAGAAUCCGCCUGGUCAAGUUCUUUGUCAAGGAAGCUGCCAUCGAGCUCUUCUUCUCAGUCACCGCUACCAUUGCCAUCGGCUCCCAGGUUGUCGCCUUGGGCAUUUCCAAAGACAGCCUUGUUGUCGGCAUGGAUGGCAUGUAA